AAUUAAGAAUAUUUUUAAUAAAGAUGAAAUAAUAUUUUGUCUUUAUUUCUUUGGUUUGAGAAAAGAUAAGAAUGCGACAAAGGAUGUUAGAGCAUCAUGCAAAUAUCUCAAAUUUGAUGAUUUGUCCUUAUUCGAAAAAUGCGUAGUAUCUGAGACAUUGUUUAAAUGUGGAGUUAAAUUAUUACCAAAACAAAUGAAAAAUAUCGAAAAUUUGAUAGAAACUGAAGCUAAAUUUCUAAUUAAUAAUUUGAAUCUUUUGGUACCUUUGUGCAAAGUUUUACGACUAUCUGGAAAUUCUAAAGAUUUUUAUCCGAAUAAUUUAAACAAUGAAAUAGUUAACUGUAAUAAAAAAUAUAACAUAAUAACAGCAGUUCAUAUUUUAAAAUUAUAUUCCAAUAUGUACUUUUCGGAGGCCAAUGUAUUAAAACGAUUGGUUGAAGAUAUUAUGGAAAGUUUAUCAUUGAUAAACAAAACAUUUCAAGUUAAAUCUAAUACUAUCUAUAAAAAACAUAUCUAUAAAUCUAAAUACAUAGAUGGCUUUUUAUGGAGCAUUUGUAUAUUAAAUUACAAAUUAACGGAUGUACAAUUGUUGGAAAUUAUUAAUUAUAUUAAUAACAUACAAUCUUUUAUCUACGACGAACCUAAGGAAUUGUUACGUAUAUUAUUAUCCUUAUGGAUUCUUGGAUAUAAAGCUGAAUUUAUGAUACAGGAAUGCAUUAAAAGAAAUAUUUUUCUUCAAGCGUACAAUAACAAAUUUUGGAAAAUACGAGCGAGUUUAUGUUUAUUGCUAAAUACCAUUCAAAUAGAAUCUCCGAAUAUUAAAUUACCAAAUGAUUUAAUUACUGAUGUAUAUGUAGCAUUGAAAAUACAAAAAUCUGUUAAAAUUGUAUGCACAAUUGUAAGUGGACUUUCAAAAGAAAUGAAACUUCAAAACGUUCUUAUCAAUUCUCCUGCUAAAGGAAUUUAUAUUCCUGGUGUUAGUUUCGAUCAUUUAACUUUAGGGUCAUUUCAUAUAGAUUUGUUAAACGACAUUACGUGUUUAAGAUAUUCUAAAAUUCCACAUGGAUUAUUAAACUUAAAACUUAGAUUGAUUAAACAGCUCGGUUAUCAGUCUAUACUAAUCGACGAAAACGAUCUCGAGGAUACAAUUGUUGCCUUUAAAAAUAUUGAAAAAUGUUUGAAUCAAAUACUAAAUAUUAAGCAAUAAAUAAUUGAUAUUAAUAAGAA
This is a messenger RNA of Polistes dominula (European paper wasp), 1227 nucleotides long. RefSeq lists its product as uncharacterized. NCBI's taxonomy places the organism in Eukaryota, Metazoa, Arthropoda, Insecta, Hymenoptera, Vespidae. The record is from RefSeq and is a predicted model, not a curated record.